Molecule: messenger RNA, 511 nt
Organism: Hibiscus syriacus
Lineage: Eukaryota; Viridiplantae; Streptophyta; Magnoliopsida; Malvales; Malvaceae
Exons: 3
Coding region: 77-511 (144 amino acids)
Source: RefSeq, a predicted model, not a curated record
UACCUUUUACAAAAAUUUUCCAUCCGAGGUUAUCACUUAUGACCAGUGGGUGCAAUUAAAACCAGAACCAAAAAGCAUGUUUCCUGGAUGGAUUAAAAGUGCCUUUCGUGGUGGGAAGAAGGAGAUGCAGGAAUCUUUUCAUGAACAACAUAACUUUAUUCUCAGCACAGCUCCGAUGUGGGACAGGAUGGAGCUUAAAUAUAACAAGUAUGUUCUUGGAGAAUUUCUGGAAUUUAAAGGGAAGCAAGAGGAUGUUGUAGCUUUGAGAAUUAUCAAAAGAUCGAAAGUUAGUCGCCUCAUCAUCCAAAAGAUUAGCAUGUUUGGAUUAGCUCAUUCAAAGCUUCAGGUUUUGUACUCUCCUCGAGAUUAUCGAAGUGGAGGAGCUUCGGCUUCUGAGUGGAAGGAAGUAACUGUAAGAUCGAGUACAGAGGUCGUAUUCCGGCCUCAAAAUUCUACUAAAGUCUGCAAGUUCAAGAUCUCUUCGAUCACGUCUCUGUCUCCAAGUGCCUGA